Messenger RNA from Eufriesea mexicana, 969 nucleotides. RefSeq names its product Rad51 recombinase D (gene Rad51D). The transcript is spliced from 4 exons. Gene Ontology annotation, cellular component: Rad51B-Rad51C-Rad51D-XRCC2 complex; microtubule organizing center; replication fork. Bases 1 to 969 code for a protein of 322 amino acids. The record is from RefSeq and is a predicted model, not a curated record. Gene Ontology annotation, biological process: reciprocal meiotic recombination; double-strand break repair via homologous recombination; telomere maintenance. Gene Ontology annotation, molecular function: four-way junction DNA binding; ATP-dependent DNA damage sensor activity; ATP binding. Lineage: Eukaryota; Metazoa; Arthropoda; Insecta; Hymenoptera; Apidae.
AUGACAACAUUAAGUACGGUCGUAGAUUCGAAAUUUUCGAGUAUUAUGAUAGAGCAAUUACAACGCAAACAUAUUUCUACUGUUAUACAAUUUAUAGAUGAAGAUAAUGAAAAAUUGGCGACUUUUACAGGAUUAUCGUUAAAGGACAUACUUGAAAUCAAACAAAAUAUUCUAAAAAAGUAUGGAACUACAGUAAAAAAUGCUUUUCAUUUAUUUGAAAUAGAACAAAAUAAUAUAGUACCUACUAAUUUAUCAAGUUUAGAUAAUUUAUUAAAAGGUGGUUUAUAUUAUGGUCAAAUAUAUGAAAUAUGUGGUAUAUCUUCAAGUGGAAAAACACAAUUAUGCUUUGCAAUUGCAACUAACAUUGCACUUAAACCUAAUAAUCUUGUACGAUAUAUUGAUACAAAAAGAGAUUUUUGUGGUUCAAGAAUAGAACAAAUUUUAUUAAAAAAAAAUUGUAGUAAACAGGUUAUAAGUGAAACUAUGGAACGUAUCAAGGUAUGUUGUGUAUAUAAUAUACAUCAAUUAUUCAAAAUUUUACAUUGGUUAACUGUUGCUCUAAAAGAAGAAAGUGAAGAAUGUCGUACGAGGAUUGUAAUUAUUGAUUCUUUACCAGCAAUAAUUUUUAAAUACUCUAAAAGUCAUAAAACUACAAUUACACUAAAUCAUUUAGCAAAUAUAUGUCACUUUAUUGCAGAAGAAUUUCGUUUAUCAAUAAUUAGUGUUAAUUUAAUUACUCAAUGGACUACUACUGUUAAUGAAGAAGAAACUAGCACAUGCUCAAAUAAAAAGUGCAGUGAUGUAAUUCCUACUUUAGGAAAAUAUUGGUCUCAUGUUCCUAAUACACGAUUGUUAUUAGAAAAAGUGGAACUUCAGAAUAGAAAAAUUUCAAUUUGGAAUAGUUUCCAAUUAGAAGCAAAUCUUUCAUGUAUUUUAACUAUAAAUGAUUCUGGUGUUGCAUGUUCUUAA